AUGACUUCCACCUGUGUCGUCGCCACCGACUCGGGCUCGAGCGAGCCUUUUGACCCCCUCUUCGACGAGGUUGAUCCGCCUUUUGACCCUCUUUUCGACGAGGUUGACGAGGCUCAGGACAACGCCAACCUGACCAACGAAGAGGCUCCUGCCAUGAUGAACGCCAUGGGUGCCAACAUUGCUAUGGUCGGCAAUGACUUUGAUCUCGAGUUCAUGGCCAGCGAGCCCCACCCCGUCCGCACGGUUACGAUGUACUCCGACCAGAACUACAUGGUCGCUGACAAUGCCAUUACCGACUAUGCCUCCACUCCUUCUGACAAGCUCGACUCCGCCGAGCAGUUGCUGUAUGACCAGCUGACCGCAUUCAUGGCUCCCAACGGACUCGGUCUCAACGAAAGCCUUGCUGUUGAGCAGUCGACCGUCGUGGACAACACUGCCGAUAUCUUCAGCCAGCCUACCGCCAUGGGUUACAACACCCAGGUCUUCACCCAGCCCAACUUUGUGGAUUUCACCACUGAAGUCGCUACUCAACCCACCGUCGUGAAUUACCCUGCUGAGGACGUCACCCAGCCCAGCUCGGUCAACUACACCGCUGAAGUCGCUAUUCAGCCGACCGUCGUGGACUACCCUGCUGAGGUCUUCACCCAGCCCAGCUCGGUCAACCAUACCGCUGAAGUCUUCACUCAGCCCACCGCCGUGAACCCUACUUUUGAGGCUCCCGCUAAGACCUCGCCCUCCGAUGAUUAUGAUUCCACCUCCAAGGUCACCGUCCUUACCUUCGAUGAUAUUUUCGACAAGUACAAGUCUCAACUUGCCCUGGUGAAGUCCCAGGGGUCCGACAUGUUGCAGUUUGACUCUCUCGAAGAGGCUCUCGCCGCCCAGUACCAGGUCAACAGCGACCAGGCUGACAACACUAUCCCGACCACCAUCCCGAACAAGAAGUUUUAUGUCUCCAUCCUGCGUACUGCUCUGGACCACAUGGAUGGCUGCGCGAACUAUGCAACCGGCUUUGGUAAGGGCAAGCUGGUUUACUCGAACGCGCAGAAGGAGCUUGCCUGCUGGCAAAUUCUCGAGUCUGUCAUCCACUCUCAGGUGAACGAGGUCGCUCUUCAGGAUGCUGAGACCAAGGCUUACUAUCCCACUUUCUAUGAGCGUUUCAAGGAUGUGGCUGUUUCUCUGGCCCGUUCAAAGCUUAUCUGCAAGUCCGUUACUUCGCCUGCCUACACCUUCGCUCUUACGGAUGCUCCGAUUGCGGCCUUUAACCGCAAAGAUACCAACAAGGAAGUGAACGAUCACAAGGGGGAGGUUCUUCGUACUUCCCCCAAGCGUGGCAAGGUGACAAAGCCUCGCAAGGCUGCCAAGUCUCACAACUGA
Molecule: messenger RNA, 1374 nt
Organism: Penicillium argentinense
Lineage: Eukaryota; Fungi; Ascomycota; Eurotiomycetes; Eurotiales; Aspergillaceae
Exons: 1
Coding region: 1-1374 (457 amino acids)
Source: RefSeq, a predicted model, not a curated record